This is a messenger RNA of Choloepus didactylus (southern two-toed sloth), 2329 nucleotides long. It is a transcript of the gene SOX4, whose product is annotated as SRY-box transcription factor 4. Gene Ontology annotation, molecular function: RNA polymerase II cis-regulatory region sequence-specific DNA binding; DNA-binding transcription activator activity, RNA polymerase II-specific. The coding region runs from base 790 to 2217 and encodes 475 amino acids. The record is from RefSeq and is a predicted model, not a curated record. The transcript has a single exon. Lineage: Eukaryota; Metazoa; Chordata; Mammalia; Pilosa; Megalonychidae. Gene Ontology annotation, biological process: anatomical structure morphogenesis; positive regulation of transcription by RNA polymerase II; cell differentiation.
AAGAGGCGCGAGGCGGAAUUGGGGUCUGCUCUAAGCUGCAGCAAGAGAAACUGUGUGUGAGGGAAGAGGCCUGUUUCGCUCCCGGGUCUCUAGUUCUUGCACGCUCUUUGAGAGACUGCAUAGGAGGAACUCUGCCAUUACCAGCUCCUUUCUGCAAGAAGGGAGGAGGGAACAUACAUUUAUUCAUGCCAGUCUGUUGCAUGAAGGCUUUUUGGCUCCAUACCUUGCAACAAAAUAAUUGCACAAACUCCUUAUUGCCGAUUCCGCCCACAGAGAGUCCUGGAGCCAGAGUCUUUUUUGCUUUGCAUUGUAGGAAAGGGACUAAAUGAUAGAGACUAUGUCGCGUUCCUGAGCUCUUGAGAGCGCUCGUGAACUGGAAUCAACUGCUUCAGGGGGAAAAAAAAAACUUGCCUGGGAGGCGGCGAGAAACUUACAUUGGAAGCUUCAACAGCCAGCAUUCAAGAAACUCCUCUCCACUUUAGCACGGUCUCCAGUCUCAGAGCCGAGAGACAGAGCAAACUGCAGCGAGGUGAAACAGAGAGAGGGAGAGAGAGAGAGACGCUCCAGCCUGGGAACUAUAACUCCUCAGCAGGAGGCGGAGUUCUUGCCCGCAUCUUUUGGGGACUUUCUCUUCACCCACCUCCGCCCGGCCAGGAGUUGAGGGGCCCGUCCGCCUGCCACGCUCGUGCUCUCGCUCGGCUUGUACUCUGCCCCGGGAACCAGGAGGGCCUGGCGAUCUCGGACGCCGCGAGGGUGUGAGCACGCGUGGGCGCCCGCCGAGCCGGGGCCAUGGUGCAGCAAACCAACAACGCCGAGAACACGGAAGCGCUGCUGGCCGGCGAGAGCUCGGACUCGGGCGCCGGCCUCGAGCUGGGCAUCGCCUCCUCCCCCACGCCCGGCUCCACCGCCUCCACGGGCGGCAAGGCCGACGACCCGAGCUGGUGCAAGACGCCAAGCGGGCACAUCAAGCGGCCCAUGAACGCGUUCAUGGUGUGGUCGCAGAUCGAACGGCGCAAGAUCAUGGAGCAGUCGCCCGACAUGCACAACGCCGAGAUCUCCAAGCGGCUGGGCAAACGCUGGAAACUGCUCAAAGACAGCGACAAGAUCCCUUUCAUUCGGGAGGCGGAGAGGCUGCGUCUCAAGCACAUGGCUGACUACCCCGACUACAAGUACCGACCCAGGAAGAAGGUGAAGUCCGGCAACGCCAGCUCCGGCUCCUCGGCCGCCGCCGCCGCCAAGCCGGGGGAGAAGGGCGACAAGGUCGGUGGCAGCGGCGGGGGCGGCCAUGGGGGCGGCGGUGGUGGGAGCAGUAACGCGGGGGGAGGAGGCGGCGGCGCGAGCGCCGGCGGCGCCAACUCCAAACCCGCGCUGAAAAAGAGCUGUGGCUCCAAAGUGGCGGGCGGCGGGGUCAGCAAACCGCACGCCAAGCUGAUCCUGGCGGGCGGCGGCGGCGGCGGCGGGAAAGCUGCGGCCACCACCGCCGCCGCCUCUUCUUUCGCAGCGGAGCAGGCAGGGGCAGCCACUCUGCUGCCCCUGGGCGCCGCAGCUGCCGACCACCACUCGCUGUACAAGGCGCGGACUCCCAGCACCUCGGCUUCGGCCUCCACGGCGGCCUCGGUCACGGCCGCCGCGCUCGCGACCACCGGCAAGCACCUGACCGAGAAGAAGGUGAAGCGCGUUUACCUGUUCGGCGGCCUGGGCGCUUCGGCGUCGCCGGUGGGCGGCGUGGGCACCAGCGCCGACCCCAGCGACCCCCUCGGCUUGUACGAGGAGGGGGGCGCGGGCUGCUCGCCCGACGGGCGGAGCCUGAGUGGCCGCAGCAGUGCCGCCUCGUCGCCGGCCGCCAGCCGCUCGCCCGCAGACCACCGCAGCUAUGCCAGCCUGCGCGCCGCCUCGCCCGCGCCGUCCAGCGCGCCCUCGCACGCGUCCUCCUCGGCCUCGUCCCACUCCUGCUCCUCCUCUUCCUCGGGCUCCUCGUCGUCCGACGACGAGUUCGAAGAUGAUCUGCUCGACCUGAACCCCAGCUCAAACUUUGAGAGCAUGUCCCUGGGCAGUUUCAGCUCCUCCUCGGCGCUGGACCGGGACCUGGACUUUAACUUGGAACCCGGCUCCGGCUCGCACUUCGAGUUCCCGGACUACUGCACGCCCGAGGUGAGCGAGAUGAUCUCUGGAGACUGGCUGGAGUCCAGCAUCUCCAACCUGGUCUUCACCUACUGAAGGGCGCGCGGGCAAGAAGAAGGGCUUGGGGGGCAAGAGAGGAAAAAAAAGGAAAAAAAAAAAAAAAGAUUUUAGAGUUGGAAGAGAGAAGGGGAGAAAAAAAAAAAAAAAA